Molecule: messenger RNA, 2185 nt
Organism: Alosa sapidissima (American shad)
Lineage: Eukaryota; Metazoa; Chordata; Actinopteri; Clupeiformes; Clupeidae
Product: fascin-like
Exons: 6
Coding region: 593-2098 (501 amino acids)
Biological process (GO): cell migration; actin filament bundle assembly; establishment or maintenance of cell polarity
Cellular component (GO): growth cone; cytoplasm; filopodium
Molecular function (GO): protein-macromolecule adaptor activity; actin filament binding
Source: RefSeq, a predicted model, not a curated record
CGCAGGCACUGGGUAUCACAUUCUCCCGCAGAUGCUGCUGAAGAGGCGUGGCACGCAGACUUACACACACACACACACACACACACAUCUCUCUCUCUCUCUCUCCCUCUCUCUCUCUUUCUCCCUCUCUCUCUCUCUCUCUCUCUCACACACACACAAACACAUCUGCACUCUCUCUCACGCGCGCACCCCAAACUUCACACCCAGCGGUCAAACAGACAGUAGCCUGGCGCUCUCUCUGACUGCAGGAGCAGCAGAGGAUAAAGAGAAGACAGAAUUUAGAGCUCUUCUUCCCCUUUCAACAGCCGCUCGGACGUGAGCUGAGCAGGUUCGGACUCUCCGCCGGUCCCUUUCAACAGCCGCUCGGACGUGAGCUGAGCAGGUUCGGACUCUCCGCCGGUCCCUUUCAACAGCCGCUCGGACGUGAGCUGAGCAGGUUCGGACUCUCCGCCGGUCCCUUUCAACAGCCGCUCGGACGUGAGCUGAGCAGGUUCGGACUCUCCGCCGGUCCCUUUCAACAGCCGCUCGGACGUGAGCUGAGCAGGUUCGGACUCUCCGCCGGUCUCUCGUACUGCAGCCCCAGCAGAUAAAGAUGGCGGCGGCCGGUACGGACCCCCUGGAGAUCCGCCUGGGACUCAUCAGCAGCGGCGGCAAGUACCUGACGGCCGAGUCCUUCGGCUUCACCGUCAACGCGUCCGCCAGCUCCAUGAAGAGGAAGCAGAUCUGGACGCUGGAACAGGCCGAUGAGGGGGACGCCCGUGAGGAGGCGAGGAGCGAGGCCGUGGUCCUCCGCAGUCACCUGGGACGCUACCUGGCGGCCGACAAGCACGGCAACGUGACCGCGGACAGCGAGAGCCCUGGGGUGGACGCCCGAUUUCUCGUCACGGCGCACGACGACGAUGGGAGCUGGUCGCUGCGGUCCGAGGCGCACGGCCGCUACCUGGGCGGGACCGAGGACCGCAUCUCGUGCUUCGCGCAGAGCGUCUCGCCGGCCGAGAGGUGGACCGUGCACUUCGCCAUGCACCCGCAGGUGAGCCUGUACAGCGUGGCGCGGAAACGCUACGUGCACCUGAGCGCCGCGCGGGGGGGAGAGCUGGCGGCCGAGCGAGACGCGCCCUGGGGGGUGGACUCCCUGCUCACGCUCGUGUUCCUCGAGCGCCGCUAUCACCUGCAGACCGCCGACAACCGCUUCCUGUCGAGCAGCGGGGCGCUGGUCAGCGCGGCCGACGCCAGCACGGGCUUCACGCUGGAGUUCCGCGCCGGGAAGGUGGUGUUCCGAGACUCGGCGGGGAGGUACCUGUCGCCGGCCGGUCCCACGGGCACUCUGAGGGCGGGCAAGAGCGCACGCGUCGGGAAGGACGAGCUUUUCGUCCUGGAGCGGAGUCACGCGCAGGUGCUGCUGCGGGCCAGCAACGACAGGAACGUGUCCAUGCGCCAAGGUGUGGACCUGUCGGCCAAUCAGGACGAAGAGUCGGACCAGGAAGUGUUCCAGCUGGAGAUGAGCAAAGAGGAGGCGGGGCUAUGUGCCUUUAGAACCGUACGCGGAACCUACUGGAACCACACACACAGUGGGCAACUGCAGAGCAACGCCUCACUCAAGUCUGCUAGCUGUUUCUUCCAUCUGGAGUGGGAGGGGUCAAAGGUCACGCUGAAGGCCAGUAACGGGAAGUACAUCAAUGCCCGCAAGAAUGGACAGCUCUCUGCCAGCGCUGACACACCAGGUGAGUCGGAGCAGUUCACCGUGCGGCUGAUUAACCGUCCUCUGAUCGUGCUGCGGGGGGAACACGGCUUCAUCGGCGCCCGCAAGGCCGACUCUGCCACCCUGGACUCAAACCGCGCCUCCUGCGACGUCUACCAAUUACAGCACAAGGGCGGAGCCUACAGCCUCAAAGGCCAGGCAGGUCGCUAUUGGUCGGUUGGGCCUGAGGGAGGCGUGACCUGUGGAUCCGCGGAUCCUGAUUGGUUUGAGCUGGAGCUCUGUGGGCGGAGUCAGCUGGCCAUCAGGACUGCAGCUGGGCGUUAUCUCCAUGGAGACCACACGGGGGCGUUGACCACUAAAACACACUCACCUGACCAAUCCUCCCUUUGGGAAUACUAACACACACACACACACACACACACACACACACACACACACACUCACCUGACCAAUCCUCCCUUUGGGAAUACUAACACACACACACAC